AUGGCCAAGAAGAACAAAGGACCAAAAGUUACUACAGUUACAAACAAGCAAGGUGAGACUUUGCAGGUCUUUGAAACUCUAGAAGAUUUUGAGACCUUCAUCAAGCAAGAAACAGAGGAUGAUGAGUUUGAUCACAUCCACUGUGUGUUGAACUACUAUCCUCCAUUUUUACUUCAUCAUUCUCAUAAUGAUCCUGAGAAAAUAUCUGAUCAGAACAACUGUCACUCUAGGAAAUUCGUCCGUCACCUGCAUCAACAUGUGGAAAAGCACCUACUAAAGGAUUUGGCAGUUGCUUUGCAAUCACCAGAUUUGAAAUUUAGUAACAAAUCGAAGGAUCAGACUUUUGAAAAGAUUGUUUGGUUAUAUAACGACGAUGCUUCCUAUCACGAUAAACCCUUCCAUGUGGCUGUCGAGGUUACCGCUAGACAUGAUGACGCCCUUGUGAACGUGGACUACAGAACCACACCAAGGACAAUUGCUGUCUGA
Molecule: messenger RNA, 486 nt
Organism: Zygosaccharomyces rouxii
Lineage: Eukaryota; Fungi; Ascomycota; Saccharomycetes; Saccharomycetales; Saccharomycetaceae
Exons: 1
Coding region: 1-486 (161 amino acids)
Biological process (GO): energy reserve metabolic process
Source: RefSeq, a predicted model, not a curated record